UUUGUUGCUGGAAACAAGGAGCAAGUUCUUUUCCCUGUCUCUGCUUCCUAAUGCCUCUUCAAAAGCUCUCAGCACUCAUAGAUGCCAUCUGCAAUUUUGUCAUCUGCAAUGACUCCUCCCUCCGCAGCCAGCCGAUCAUCUUCAAUCCCGACUUCUUUGUGGAGAAGCUGCGCCAUGAGAAGCCAGAGGUGUUCACAGAGCUGGUUGUCAGCAACAUCACCAGGCUCAUUGAUUUGCCUGGGGCAGAGCUGGCCCAGCUCAUGGGAGAGGAGGACCCAAAGCUGCCCGGGGCAAACAGCACAGCCUCUGGAUUUUUUCGUUCUCUGAUGUCUCUGAAGCGCAAGGAGAAGGGGGUGGUGUUUGGCUCGCCGCUGACAGAAGAAGGCAUUGCACAGGUUUCCCAGCUAAUCGAGUACCUGCACAAGAAUCUAAGAGCAGAAGGCUUGUUUCGAGUGCCAGGCAACAGCAUCAGGCAACAGAUCCUAAAGGAUGCUCUGAACAGUGGUACUGACAUUGACCUGGACUCUGGGGAGUUUCAUUCCAAUGAUGUGGCCACUCUACUUAAGAUGUUCCUGGGUGAAUUACCAGAGCCACUGCUGACACACAAGCACUUCCAUGCCCACCUCAAAAUUGCAGACUUGACGCUGUUUGAUGAGAAGGGGAACAAGACCAGCACUCCAGACAAAGAGCGCCAGAUCGAAGCCCUCCAGCUGCUGUUUCUGAUCCUCCCCGCUCCCAACCGCAGCCUGCUCAAACUGCUGCUGGACUUGCUCUACCAGACUGCCAAGAAGCAGGACAAGAACAAGAUGUCUGCCCACAACCUUGCCCUCAUGUUUGCACCCCACAUCCUAUGGCCCAGAAAUGUGACAGCAAAUGACCUUCAGGAAAAUAUCACCAAGCUAAACAAUGGAGUGACCUUCAUGAUCAAACAUUCUCAGAAACUCUUCAAGGCUCCAGUGUACAUCCGGGAGUGUGCCAGGCUGCACUAUCUGGGAUCCAGAGCCCACACAUCAAAGGACGACCUGGAUUUGCUGACGUCUUCUGGCUCCAAGGAGCUGCAGCCCCUCAAGUCUCAGAAGCGAAGCCGGCUGGACUCCUGCCAUCAGGAGGAGACCCAGCAGCGCACCGAGGAGGCACUGAAGGAGCUCUUCCUGCACGUCCACAAUAUGCCUGACUCUGCAAAGAAGAAGAAGCUUAUCCGGCAGUUUAAUAAGCACCCAGCUGCUCUGACUCCUGGCUCUGAUGUGCCCACGUCCCCAGCACCACGACGCACCCGCUCGCGCUCUUUCAGCGGCCUCAUUAAGCGGAAAGUUUUGGGAACUCCAGUUAUCCUGGAGAGGAAGAGCAGGGAUUCCACUCCAGAGCCUGUGCGGGUCAGCAAAGAGAACGUCCAGCUGUUACAGAAAUGUGGCUCUCCAGCUCAUAUGUCCCAGGCCAAGCUGAAGUCUUUGGAAGGCCAGAAAGAGGGAUCCUGCAGACGCAUGCGAGCCCGCCUGCUUUCCAAGGAUUCCUCCUCCCUCUGAACCGCCUGGCGCCAGCGCAUGGAUGGGGAUGGCCCCGUCUCACAAGCUGUGAAUGUGCUGCACUGAGAGGGGAGUGCUGCAGGCUCACAGCAUCCCUCACCACACAGCAGCACUCCUGAGACUGGACCUUUGCAAGGAUUGCAGGGAUUUGUUUCUGUAUAUAAGUUACAUUUCAUUCUACUAUGGGGCAAACCACUAUCUAACCAAAACCUGUGCAGCAUGUCUGACCUGCUGGCUCUGGGAAGAGCUGGAGUGCUUGCUUACAAGGAGAGCCCUGUUCAUUGCAGGGCCCUGUGUGCACUCCCAGCUUUCUUGUAAUGUUGCUAGGCUGUAUUUUUUUGCUUUUCUGCUCCGAGUUUUUAACAUGUUGGCUUGUUUUUGCUUCCUUCCCCCUGUUAGCAGUGAGAAUGAUGGGCUGUAACCCUUACCCACAUCCUGACAUCCAAGCUUGCCUCCAGUCCUCCUCUGGAAGCAUUCCCUUCUCUGCUGCUUCUUCUUGGUUCCAUUUUGCUCUGCUGUUUCCCAGGGGCUGAAGUGCACGAACGGUACAGGGCAUGGGAUGGGCCUGGAAGGAGAGGCUCUGGAUGCCAUCUUUUCAACUAGGGCCAGGGGAAAGCAGCUUCCCCAAUAAAGUCAUCCCUCUAUUUUAUCUUGAGCUGGAGGUAGCCCUUGCUCACUGCCCUCAUGUUUCAGUGGCACAGUUCUGAACCAGGAGUCUUAGCUUUGUGUUCACUCAGAGAGGCUUAAGCUGAGGAGAGCAGGAAGCUGGCAAAGGCUGUCUGGGGCAGAACAGCCUAAUCUUUGGAAGUUAAGGUGCCUGGGGCAGGCAGAGUCUUGUGGCUGUGUGUGAAAAACAGUGUGAGAGGUGAGAGAGGGCUCCAUCCUUUUGUGAUCUGCUGCAAAUGGUGCCAAAGGCUUUGGCUCAAGAGAUGUGGAUGGCUGGUAGGGCAAGUGGCUGAUUAGUCAUUAAACUGGGGGAAAGGGCUGAAGCUGGGUUCAGCACUUUGGUCUGAGCUGCAGAAAUGAGAUGAAACCUUCUAGAUACAGGAUAAGCCCCAAUCACAGCUGGCCCAUGUCAGUGGUCUCAUUAAGCCAAAGUGCUCCAGUAAGCCAGUCUUGCCAAGAACCUGUCUGCAAGCACUCUGAGGUAGGAGACACACAGGGUAGCUACUGUGAAAUGAAGAUUUAAUCAGCUGGGGGACCAUCUAAACACUUCUCAGCCCUUCUCAGCAAAGUAAAUAAUCUCUGGAAUCCAAUUAUAUUUGUCUUCUAAUCUUUAAGAACCAGCAGCCAGCAGGAGUUAGAGCUCUGCUCUUGACAGCUUUCUGAAACAACUGGUGGCAGGAGGUGUGAAUAUUGGGAUAUGAGCAGGGAGUUCAGUCUGAUUGGCUGGAGCUGUCAGAACAGGGCAUUGGAGCCCUGUGCAACUUAGCUGGAAUUUGUCACUUUUUUAAUGGUGAUUUUUUUUUUUAAGAUACAAAUCCUUGUGCUGCUCAGUACAAAAGGGUGGUUUUUGGUACUUUAUCAGGGAUGCUUGUCCCCAGUCUGACCCCAAGUUGGAGCCUUGAAAAUAUAGGGGGUGGGGGGACUGUAGAUGUGUGAGUUGGGAGUUGCUGGUGUUAGGAGCCUCUGUCACAGCAAAGAAAGAGCUGUGGUUCUUCAGGGACCAGACUGAUGGUGAUGCUGUGAGGAAGGGCAGAGGCUGUUUGCUGUGGUAGUAGUAUGUGUUUUUGGAUGUGUCAGUAAUCAUUCCCUCCAGAGGCUGAAGCUGUCUGUGUGCUUUUCUCCAAAGGGCACCGUGUUUUUCUGACUGCACUUCUGCCCUGUCCCUGCAGCC
Melospiza melodia melodia is the source of this 3360-nucleotide messenger RNA. It is a transcript of the gene ARHGAP19, whose product is annotated as Rho GTPase activating protein 19. The transcript is spliced from 12 exons. Gene Ontology annotation, molecular function: GTPase activator activity. Bases 51 to 1523 code for a protein of 490 amino acids. Gene Ontology annotation, biological process: regulation of small GTPase mediated signal transduction; signal transduction. NCBI's taxonomy places the organism in Eukaryota, Metazoa, Chordata, Aves, Passeriformes, Passerellidae. The record is from RefSeq and is a predicted model, not a curated record. Gene Ontology annotation, cellular component: cytoplasm.